AUCGAAUGAAGUUUAUUUUUAGGAGAACUGUCGUAUAAGAACGAGGUUUUACGCAUGAGGUUUUACUAGUGUGUGGUGAUAUUGGAAUGUGUUUGUAUUGUGAAUUCGUAUCAUCCUAUUCAGCUGCCGCCGAUAGAACUGCGUUUUAUCAAGGUAUAUAUGAUAUACGACUUUACUCUGACUUUGUGAGAAUUUACAACAUUUAUACUAUUUAGUCAAAGGUAAAUCGGAUCUUUACAAACAAGUUAAUAUGGUUCAAUUGAACCCAAUAAUGAUCAUCAGGUGACAAGCAAGUACUGAAUCAAUGGCCCGAUUUCUGCCUGAGAGACGGUACCUACUGUAUCAACGUUGUCAUAAUGUUCGGUUUACGUUGCGAUAACGUUGUCAAUUUACGUGCGCCCGACGUUAUUUUGUCGACUCCAGGGGACGUUGUCACAACGUUGUCGAAAAACGUAAGAAAAAACGUUCGCACAACGUUUAUGAAACGUAAAUAUAUUGAAGCGAAACGUUCACACAACGUUUACGAAACGUAAAUAUAUUGAAGCGAAACGUUCACACAACGUUCAUAGAACGAAAUAUUUACUUCAAAAUCUUUUAUGUAGUUUACUGUAAAAUUACAAUACCAGGAAUAAAAAAUUACUUAAACAUCUUUAUUGUUCAUAAAUGUUUCUGCUAAUGUUGUCAUCUCGUGAAUGUUUCACAUGAGUUCCAGCUUUUCGAUGAAAGCGUUAGCCAUCGCUGUAAUAAGUAAAUUAUUUCCGUUUGUUCAGCCACAUAGUUUACCAUUAUAUUGUACGUAUAGUAUUUGAUGAUCAUCCAUAUUCUUGCCUUCGCAUUCUAAAGUUGUAUAUCUUGAACAAGAGAAAAUAUAACUCAUUCGCCAGAAAGUAUUCUCACUUUAAUAGACGAUGGCCGGAGUGACAUAAUUAACGAUCAGACAACGAGGCCGAGUUGUCUAUGAGCGAAUAGUCAACGAGGCGAAGCCGAGUUGACUAUUUGCUCAUAGACAACGAGGCCGAGUUGUCUAAUUGUUUUAGUAUAAACUUUAACUUUAAUUUACAACUGGGCGGCAAACACAACACAAAAAUACACAAAAAAAAACAUUAUAAAACCAUUAAAGGUAAACAAAUAUUUUAGUUUUUGUUCGCGUAAAAUGUUUUACAAAAUUCAGUUUUAAUUUUAAAAUUUCAUUGAGUGUAUAUUAUUUUGUCUAUUUUCUUACCGUUAAAAAUUGCCAUUCCAUAUUUUUGUUGCUUUUUUUCGGGGGGUUUUAGUACAGAAUUGUUCAACAAGUCGUCCAAAAAAUCAUCAGACACUUCGGCAAAAGUGCAAAACGCGAAUUUUCCGCCAUUUUGAAUUUUCUCAUAUUAGUAGGCUAUCACUAAUAGCCUACUCGUAGCGUAGCCAAUCAGAAGGCACGAAAUGUGAUAGCCUACUAGUAGGUUUAUACUAAUAUCCAUUAUCCACCAUAUAGCUUUUACGUUUACUGUAAAAUUACAAUACCAGGAAUAAAAAAAUUACUUAAAUAUCUUUAUUGUUCAUAAAUGUUUCUGCUAAUGUUGUCAAUCUCGUGAAUGUUUCACAGUUCCAGCUUUUCGAUGAAAGCGUUAGCCAUCGCUGUAAUAAGUAAAUUAUCUUGGUUUGUUCAGCCACAUAGUUUACCAUUAUAUUGUACGUAUAGUAUUUGAUGAUCAUCCAUAUUCUUGCCUUCACAUUCUAAAGUUGUAUAUCUUGAACAAGAGAAAGUAUACCACAUUCGUCAGAAAGUAUUCUCACUUUAAUAGACGAUGGAGUGACAUAUCCAUGAUCCACACAUAUAGCUUUAAUCUUUAUUAUAUAAAUUUCACUGGAAACCCAACGGUGAUGAAGGUCUCAUAAGUGUUGUCAAUCUCGUCUUCGGCUCGACUGAUAACACUUACCUAGUUACCUUGACCUUGAUAAUUAACAAUUAUUGGAUGAGGUUUUUAAAAUUAGCCCUAUUAUCAUUAGAGACGGACAAGUCGUCUAGACGAACAAAUCGUCUCUCAAAAAUCGUCUUCACAGACGGACAAGUAGUCGAACAAAUUCAGACGACUUGUUCGUCUAAAAUUUUGUCCGACACGUUUUCACAUCUGAUGAUUUGUCCGAUUAAAAGACGAUUUUGAGACGAUUUGUUCGUCUGGACGACUUGUCCGUCUUCUAAUGUGAAAACGACUAAUAGCCGUGCGGAUUAUCAUGCAAAGGCCGAGGUAAGCGUUAUCAGCCGAGCCGAAGGCGAGGCUGAUAACGCUUACCGAGACCUUGAUAGUUUUGCAUAUCGCAAAAACCGAAUUCAAUAAUUGUUUUAUUAUACAUUUAUUUGUGUUAAAUAAAUACCGCUUGCUAAUCAUCUCAGGCUCAAGUUGUGUGAUUGCGCGAUUUAACUGUAAGCUCUUAGCCAAUCAAAUUGCUUUUACCAACUAUACAAUGUAUAAUAAUUCUAGAUAUCACAAAAACCUCAUUCAAUGCAUGUAUAUGACUGUUUAUUAUCAGUUUUUAUUCUAUGUAGCGUCACAAACAGUCACCCAAACUUUUUAGCUUGACAAAUAGCCAUUGAUUAUUUUGUAUCUAUGUAUAUUUCAUUUUUCCAGGGGCAAAUUGCCCUUUUUACCGCCCUCCUCCUAUGGGCGCCCCGCGGUCUGGUUCAGUAUUGACUAUUGGUUGUUGUCUUAAACACUGUAGGAAUAGUAACUUCUAAACAGGGUCUAAUCAUUUGUUGAUCAAUGAAUUUCGCCAAUUUGGAAUGUCCCAACAGGGAUAUGGGAACACCAUUUAAAAUGUCACAUCUUUUAUCAUCGCUUGUUUUAGAGCAUGCUGGCAGAAUUGAUGAAAGCAGACAAAUAUCGUAUCUGGAUCUUUAUUUUGUUGGAGACGUUUCAUGUGGUAAAACAAGUCUUGUCAAAGCAAUGAAAAUGAAAGCAUGUCCUUAUCCAGUCCAGUCAAGUGAAUUUAGAGAACAUGUUCACUAUAAAUAUCACCUGUUUCAUGAAGAGCCAUGUCUUGUGAUUUCCAGGCUAAUUGAUGAUAGACGCAUGGAGGAUGUCAAGACAAGACGUAUUUGGUACACAGGCCUUUGUUCCUUCACAGCUGUGAUAGUGCUGUGUUACUCCAUCGAUUCUUGCGAGAGUUUCAAUAAUGUCAAGAAAUGGCUGACAGAAAUACGGGAGCAUUGUGGUAGAAAUAUUAAAGACAUACGAAUAAUAUUGCUUGGUUUAAAAACAGAUCUACGUUUCGAGGAAAAAGCAGGUGAAUUUGUAUUCCACAAAGAAGGCAAGAAAAUGGCAAAAAAGAUUGGGGCUUCAUGUUAUAUAGAAUGCUCAACGGUAUCUGGUGAAGGAAUAGACGAGGUUUUCAAGAAAGCUUAUGAAAUGAUCAGUGAAGUGAGAUCAAAAGGCAGACUUUGCAGAAUGCUUAAGUUUUGUAUGCCUUUCUGAAGGACCCGCAUCAAAGUUGUGAACUUUCUUGCACUUAGAAAUUCAACAUUUUGUAAUGCACUAUACAAUUUUUUACAACUUCAUCCCCCGGUUUUGAAAGAACGUUUGCUUUGUAUGCCAUCACAAGCAUGAGUAAAUUGGCUAAUUUUUUCCUAUUAAUCCCCGAGCCGACGGCGCGAAGCGCCGUGCGAGGGUACUAAUUCCCCCCCGGCUAUUUACACCCGGAGAAACGAAAGCAUUAGCGGUUAUCGUUCCAUGUUUCGCGCACCAAUAUAAGUUGGGGUUAGGGGUUAGGUAUUAGGGUUAGGGGUUAGGUUAGGGUUAGGGGUUAGGGUUAGGUUUAAGGUUAGGUAUAGGUUUACGGUGUGUAUAUACGUGUAUGGAGGUAUCCAGUUAACUUUUCAGUACACUAUAAUAUCCGGCAUUACAUAACGUUUACUAUAUUGGUGCGCGAAACAUGGAACGAUUACCGCAUUAGCCAAGUCUAAAGCAUUGGUCUAAAGUUCAUCAAUGAGCGCGGGCGUGGGUUACCGUGAGUGGUUCGGUGGGUGGUCAUCCUCACUGAUCUCAAAAAUAUGGCGGACUGUCAUGAAUAGCGGACACUGAUUGGUCCAAUUUCAAGUUUGCAUUAUAACGACUGCAUGACGACAGCGAAAUAACAAACAUUUCUUGAUUUGAUGAUUGAUAAAUUUCUUGCAAAUAUAUUUCAUUUUUGCUCGCAUUUUUGCAAGAUUUUGUAAAUUUCAAGAAAGAAAGGGCGAAAGAAUCGGCUAAAAGAAGGGAGCCGACGUUAACGAAGGUAAGUUUGUUUUAAAUAUUGAUUUUAUCCAUUAUAAAACCCGACGGCCUUUGCGUAUAUGAAACAACUAUAAAACAAGACAGCAUAUAAUUUCAGUGUAUCUUUAAUAUUGGUUCCCUUUUUUAUUAUAUUGAAUUUUUUAAAUAAAAAAGAAAGCAAAGUUAUUUGCAUGCGAGAAUUUGAAAUCAUUUUAUUGCACACUCAAAGUUUAUCGAUAAUUAAAGCCAUUUAAUUGUUAAAGGCAGUUUAGUUUUAUAAGGAACACUUUAUUAUUUAAUUUAAAACGUUUGCGAAGCGUUUGUGGUUGAAUUUUACCUUAAAUUGAAGCUUAUAUUACGUAUAAUAACAUACCUAACAUAUAUAUGUUGGGAAAUUGAUAAAUUUGUGAUUAAAAGUGACAUUUUUAAGGUGGCUCGAUACAGUUUUCAGAAAUUCAGGUGUUUAACACUUUGACAUGUUCAAACUACGCAUUUUUAGGAUUUAUUCGGCAGAUAUUAGGUUUUUUAUAUAUUUUGAUAUCUCUACUUUCAAAUUAUAUUAGUUAUAGUAACAGAUAGUUCGUUGCUAUGACGACAUACGUGUACGAAAUUCACUCCAAAAUGGCCUCUAUUCUCGUAUAGUUGGGAAAAAAGCUUGGUGACCCCCAAUUUUUUUUCUUGCAUUAUUUUACUUAGACGAAAAGCUAACAAUUAGCAAAACAUAAAAAAAUUCUGUAAUGCCAUUUUUUUGGAAAAUGCGAAAAUGUCAUAUUCUUCUGUAAUUUUUUUUUGGCAUUACAGAAUUUUUUUAUUUUUUGUAUGAUGAAAGUUUUUAGCGAUGCAAUACUGCAUGCAAAAUUUGAACAUAGGUCACCAGGCAAAAUAAAGAGAUAUAGCGCAUUGUUUUUCUAAGAUGGAAAAUUCUAAUGACGUCAGCAAUUGAUAUAAAACGCUAUAGAACACGCGCAAUGGCAUGAUAUGGCGCGAGCAACUGCUCACGUCAAGUCAUUUUGGAAGUUCUUUCAUUUUGUUAAUCAGUUUCCGCGACCUGCGCGUAAAAAUUGUUACCCGGUUUUGAGUUCGCGAUUCUUGAGCAGAGUUUUUGUGAUAACUAUAUCGAGCCACCUUAAGCGAUUUUUCAUUUGUAAGAAUAUUCUUAAAAAAUUAUCGUGUUACCAUGACAACAACUUUAGAUACUUCAUGUUCGGAAAAUACAAUGGUUUUGUCAGCAAGGCGAGGGUUUCUGCAUGCAUGUAUUUUCUAGUAUAUACACAAUAUCAAUGUAACAACAAACUAAAUACAGAUAAGUUGAUUAUAUAAUAAUUUUUGUUUGUGGAAACACCACGUAAAUUUAUUACUGCAAAGCUUUCGAUCCGUAAGCCCGAAUCUUUACAUGCCCCCCCCCCUUACAGUAUACCAAAAGUGCCGUGAUCUGAUGGCUAAAGACUAAUAUGUGCACACUACAUGGUAACGUUUUCGAGCGUUUUCAGCUGUAACGUUUUCAAAAAGUGUAGUUUUCAAGCCGUGUCCACACAAAAACGGAUGAAAACUACGUCUUGUGACACAAACGUUUUCAAUGCUAAAAACGUUUUCGGAGAAGCGCCUAAAAAUUAAAGAUGGCGGCUUAAUUAACAUCAAAAUAUUAUAUUCUUUGUUUCCUGAAAGCUUAGAUCUUUCAUUGGUAUCAUUAAUUCUUAAGUUAAAAACUUUAGCAACAGAUAAAACAAAAUAUUUAGCAUUUCAAGUGUAUAAUGAUUUAUGAACGAUUCAAAAUUUGUUUUGCUUUCGAAGGAACGACAGACUUCUUAUCGGUGAUGUUGAACAUACAUGAUAAAACUGUUUACUUUAUUACUAGAAAACACAUGCAUGCAGAAACCCUCGCCUUGCUGACAAAACCAUUGUAUUUUCUGAACAUGAAGUAUCUAAAGUAGUUGUCAUUGUAACACGAUAUUUUUUUAAGAAUAUUCUUACAAAUAAAAAAUCGCCUAAAAAUAUCACUUUUAAUUACAAAAUUAUCAAUUUCCCAACAUAUAUAUGUUAGGUAUGUUAUUAUACGUAAUAUAAGCUUCAAUUUAAAAUAAAAUUCAACGACAAACGCUUCGCAAAACGUUUUAAAGUGUUCGUUAUAAAACUGAACUGCCUUUAAUUCAGGGAUUAUUCUAAGGUGCAGUGAUAACCAAUUUGUGCAGUGAUAAAUGAGAUUUGUGCAGUGAUAAAUUAGAUUAUGUGUAGUGAUAAAAUGGGAUAUUGUUCAGUACCAGAAAUUGGCGACAAAAUGACUACUGCUUGUAUACUAAUUUGCAUAUAAUCCACAUGUGACACAUGCAAUGAUAUUGCAAUCUGAGAGCUCGGCUACUGUUUGCAAUAAAGCUACAAUAAAGCAUUCAUGCAUUUACUAAUGUUUCAGUGGCAUAUUUAUUCCGAUCGGGUAUCUCUCCUAGCAGCCAAGUCGUGUUCAAGAAAAUCACUUUUACGUCAUCUUCGCAAGGUUAAGAUGCUGCCGAGCGAUUUUGUUUUGAGAUUUUUGACACUGUUUUUUGACAACAGUUUAUAGAUUAAUCUAUUUCAUGCAUGCAGAGUGUGAAAGACUAGCAUGGGCGUACCGGAAGGAAAAAAUUAGGGGGGCGGAAAGAAAAUUGCCCGACUUUUCGGGAUUCUGCCCGACUAGUACCAAAAAAAUUUUCCGGAAAAAUUAUCGGCUCGUCGUCGGCUCGGGGAUAAUGAACAGAGGACAUUUUAGGAAACUCGUUGACAAGUAAUGACUCCAUCUGGUAGAAAAUAAACGGUGAUCUGAGAAAGUAAGAAGCCGCGAGAGAUGGAGUUUUUGUCGAGACAAACAUUACUCUCCUACGCAGACCUACUUUAGCGGGUUUGGGCCCGCCACGUACGGUCUGCUUACUUUGGCCAUCGCCUUCCCAUUGUAUUCCAUUAGCCAAUAGCAUUCAAAUACGCUAGACACGCCUACUUUGAAUGUCAGCGAUAAUCGAAUAAUAAUAUAUACGUAUUUAAAUGGCCAUAAAUGUGAACAGAUCGAGUUUUCUGAUCAAUAGCAGUCGAAGCCAGAAAAUAUUGAAUAUUUUUCCAACGAAUGUACGGCGAAGGCUUAAAUGUAUAUAAAACUUUUCAGUGGUAAUACUUGUUUUGAACUUGACGCGACUGCGUGACGACAUGUAUAUUCAAUAUAUACUAUAAGUUUACAAACGUUCAAUAUCAGAGCGACUUUUGUAAUUACGAUUUUAUUAAACUUUAUAAACUGGCUAGUCAUAUACAAACUUAGAAACCGAAGUAUGCAAUGAAUCAAUUCAGUAUUUUAUAUAAGCUGAAUUCUGUAAUCUUCAAUUAGUAUUUAUAAAUCUAUUAUCUACACCCGCAGUAGUGUACACUGUACCUUUAUAACUUUGUCUUGACGUCUUUGUCCAGUAUAUAUUACCCGUUGUUACACCUGAAAUUGGCUGCAAACGCUUGUAAAGUAAUCAAAACAUCGCGAAAUAUUUUAGGUGAUAUUGUUAGAUUUUACUACACUGUCUGUUCACUGCAAUAGCUCGACAAAUUCUAACAGAUUUUACAAUUGUUCCAUAUUGUAAAUCUGUAGACUGGUAUAUGUAUAACAAAUAUAUCUCUCAGCUCUCGCAGAUAAUCGAUUUAAGAUAUGAAUAUGAAUACGUACAAAUGAAGAUAUGUACGACCCAAGCCUCAAGGUCAAAGGUCAAGCCUCACAAUUUUCGUGGGUAAAGCUGUGAUUGGCUAAUUUUGAGGAAAGGAAUUCUUGGCCAAAGUAAGCAUACCUUACGUGAGGGCACAGCCCGCUAAGUAGGUAUGCGUAGAAAACUAGACAAACAUUUGCAUGCAGUGAAAUCGUUUCCGUGGACAGAGCGUCAAACUGACAAAAUUGGAAACGACAUUUUAGAAACGCUCGGAAACGUUACAGUGUGCACAUCUAGUCUAAAAUGCACCAAAUCUGCGACACGGACGCGACUAAAAAACAGUCGCUAAUAAUGGGAGACUACACACGUAAAAACGCACAAGUUGUUACAAGUCUGCAAACAAGCUGUUACACGUCUGUUCACAAGCUGUCAACAAGUUGUGCUCGCACUGCUUGUUCCCAGUUUGUUGUAACAAGUUUGAAACAAGCUGUUAUAACAACUUGUAACAAGCUUGAUGCCAUUAUCAGCCUUGUUACAAGAUUGUGCUAACAAGUUUGUUACAGCCAUGAUAUAACAAGGAUGUUACAAGGUUGUCAACACAAGAUUGUAACAAUCUUGUUAUAUCAAGCAUGUCACAGACUUGUCAGAACAACGUUAGUAAGUAAGUAAGUGAACUUUAUUUAACCACGGUAGACUCAUCAGGAUUUACAAUAAAAUAGACAAGGGACAUUACAAAUAACAAAAUAUGGAAAUACAUUAUUAAUACCUGUUUUCCAUGAUUGCCGUGCAUUAUUAACUAAUAAUGUAGAUAGGAGUAAAAAUAUUAAAAUUAUCGAAUGAAGUUGCUACAAUCAGCCUUGAAUUUACGUAAAGAGCUAGCCUGCCGUAAUUCUAUAGGAAGAGAAUUCCACAGUACCGCACCACUGUAACUAAAACUAUUUUUCAAAUAGUUUGUACGCG
This is a messenger RNA of Paramuricea clavata, 8833 nucleotides long. Lineage: Eukaryota; Metazoa; Cnidaria; Anthozoa; Malacalcyonacea; Plexauridae. The record is from the annotation of a GenBank genome assembly.